Molecule: messenger RNA, 1716 nt
Organism: Malassezia globosa CBS 7966
Lineage: Eukaryota; Fungi; Basidiomycota; Malasseziomycetes; Malasseziales; Malasseziaceae
Exons: 1
Coding region: 1-1716 (571 amino acids)
Biological process (GO): rRNA processing
Cellular component (GO): nucleus
Molecular function (GO): protein binding
Source: RefSeq, a predicted model, not a curated record
AUGAUUUCCUCGGCUGCUUGGAUCGCCCGUGGCAUAGCUGCGCGGCAUCCAGAGAAGCACCAGCUCGAUGAUGCAGAACUAGAACGCAUCAGCAAGCUAACAAACACGGAGCUGGGAGAGGCCGAGCGGCAAUUGGCGCAGGCGCAAGCCGCAGCAGACGACGGAUGGGAGGACGUUGAUGAAGACGAAGACGAAGACGACGAUGAUAAUGAGGAUGAGGCUAUGGAUGAAGAUGAUGCUGGUGGCGACCCAAAUGAUUUGAGCCGAUACAAGCUCGAUGAUUAUGAUAAGGAGCCAGCACAGAAUGUGGCGAUGGGUGCACUCAGUGGCAUACGAGGCGUGCAGUUUUUCCGGUCGAACGAUGAUGAUCCAUACUUGACAAUGAAAGAGGACCCAGCAGAUGAAGCUGAAGAACGGGAACAGCUUGAAGUGCUUCCUACGGAUAACAUGCUUCUUACCGCCAAGACAGAAGACGAUGUGUCGAUGAUUGAGGCAUACGUAUACUCGUCACAAGACCAAAACUUAUAUGUACACCAUGACUUGUUGCUGCCUUCCUUCCCACUGCAUUUGGAGUGGCUCGACUAUACACCAGCGCCGAUGCUAGACGAGUCACAGCAACAGGGACAAGGUGGCCGUGCAGCAGGGGCGCCGGGGAACUUUGUGGCUGUUGGCACGAUGGAUCCAGAGAUUGAAAUCUGGAACAUGGAUACAAUUGAGUGCAUGUAUCCCGACUCGGUGUUGGGCCGCAAGGACUUGACGGCAGCCCUAGACGCUCCCUCAGGCACGGGCAAGAAAAAACGACGUGUGCCCAAGGCACGUGUGCCAAACGACUCCUAUCAUGUGGACGCCGUGUUGUCGCUUUCGUGGAACCGACGCGUGCGCAACCUGCUGGCUUCUGCUUCAGCUGAUACAACAGUCAAGAUGUGGGACUUGUCUCGACCCAUGUCUGGGACGUCUUCCAGUGCACUGCGCAGCUUCUCUGGCCACACAGACAAGGUGCAAAGCGUAGCGUGGCAGGUGGGCGCGCCUGGCAUGGCGUCUGGCACAGAGAAUCCUGCUGUCUUGCUGUCAGGUAGCUAUGACAAGACGAUUCGCGUGUAUGACACGCGCAUGCCGGAGCAGGCUAUGAUCGCACGUAUUGGCGCUGAUGUCGAGGCUGUGAGAUGGAACGGAUGGAAGGAUCACGCAUUCCUUGUGGCGCUAGAGUCCGGUACUGUGCAUGGCUUUGAUGUGCGUGCUUUGUCGCCACAGGGUACAGAUGCUGCCCUUUACACGCUUGUGGCGCAUGACGGUGCGUGCACGUCGCUGGACAUUAGCCCGCAUAUCCCUGGCUGCCUCUUGACUGCUGGCACAGACCGCCAAGUGAAGCUGUGGAGUAUCGAUGACGAGGACGCCGACAAGCCACGGAGCAUCAAUCUUGUGACUGCGCGUGAUCUGGGCAUCGGCAAGAUCUUUACCACGAGCUUCUCGCCCAACGACCCCUUGACCGUGGCAGCUGCUGGCUCGGGUGGAAAGCUGCAUAUCUGGGACACGUUGGCGAACCCCGGUAUGCGACGGACGUUUGGUGACCGCCUUCGUCGCCUCGACCAAUAUGCGGCAAGACACGCCGUCGAUUUGUCGCACGUGCAAUUGGAUGACCGUGCAGAGCGAUCGGCAGACGUGGAAGUGGAUGACGAUGCCGAGUCAGAUGAAGACGAUGAUGCAGAGAUGCAGUAG